AUGCCAGGUCAGACGGCAGACGCAGACGCGCCCGAGGCGGCAGAGGCCAGCACAUCCUACGGCGCACAGCAGAUCCAGGUGCUGCAAGGCCUGGAGCCGGUGCGCAAGCGGCCGGGCAUGUACAUCGGCAGUACAGGGCAGCGCGGCCUGCACCACCUGGUGUAUGAGAUUCUGGACAAUGCGAUUGACGAGGUGCAGGCAGGGUUUGCCACAGAGGUGCAUGUGGAGCUGAACCUGGACACCGGAUGGGUCACCAUCAGCGACAACGGCAGGGGCAUCCCAACCGACGUGCACCCAGUCACUGGAAAGUCGGCGCUGGAGACGGUACUGACGGUGCUGCACGCGGGCGGAAAGUUUGGCGGCGACUCCAGCGGCUAUUCGGUGUCAGGCGGGCUGCACGGCGUGGGGCUGUCGGUGGUGAAUGCGCUGUCUGAUGAGCUGGAGGUGUCGGUGUGGCGCGGGCGCAGCCAGUUCAGCCAGCGCUUCAGCCGCGGCGUGGCGCAGUCGCCGCUGGUGGAGGCGCCGGCUGCGGCGGGGGCGCCGAAACGGGGCACGCGCGUGCGCUUCAUUUACGACGAUACCAUAUUUAGCAAGACUCACACCUCGCCUCGCCCUCCCCUCCUGCCACACUGCAGCGCGACGUUUGACCCUGACACCAUCCGCUCCCGCCUCCGGGAGCUGGCCUUCCUCAACAGCCGAGCCACCAUCUAUUUCCGGGCGGGCAACGGCAGCAGCAACGGCGCGGCGGCGGCAGAGGCGGAGCCGGACUGGGAGGUGUUCCACUACUCUGGCGGCCUAGCAGAGUAUGUGCGGUUCCUGAACCGCGACAAAGUGCCCAUCCACGAGCCCCUGUGCUUCAGCAAGCAGGCGAGCGGGCUUCGCAGGGGCGACACCAUCAUCGGCUUUGUGAACAGCAUCAAAACCAUAGACGGCGGCACGCACAUCGACGGUACCAAGGCCGCACUCACCCGCACCGUCAACAGCCUGGGGCGCAAGCUCAAGGCGAUCAAGGAGGGGGAGAGCAACCUGGCUGGGGAGUACAUCAGGGAGGGGCUCGGUGCUGUGGUGUCGGUCAAGGUGCCCAACCCCGAGUUUGAGGGGCAGACCAAGACGCGGCUGGGGAACCCGGAAGUGCGGAGGAUUGUGGAGGGGGUGGUCAGCUCAGCGGUGGGGGAGGCGCUGGAGAUGGAGCCGACCACCUUCAACACAAUCCUGGCCAAGGCGAUGCAGGCCUUCAAGGCGGCCGAGGCGGCCAAGAAGGCUCGCGAGUUGGUGCGCCGCAAGUCGGUGCUCACCAAGUCCACGCUGCCCGGCAAGCUCGCCGACUGCUCCUCCACCAACCGGGCCGAGACGGAGAUCUUCCUGGUGGAGGGCGACUCGGCAGGCGGCAGCACCAAGCAGGCGCGAGACAGGCGGUACCAGGCGGUGCUCCCCCUGCGCGGCAAGAUCCUGAACGACGACAGCAAGCUGUACAAGAACAACGAGAUAGCCAACCUGAUUGUCGGGCUGGGCCUGGGGCUGAAGGGCGAGGAUGCGGUCAACCUGCGGUACGGCAAGAUCAUCAUCCUAACUGAUGCUGACGUGGACGGUGCCCACAUCCGCACCCUGCUGCUCACCUUCCUGUUCCGCUACCAGAGAGCCAUCUUCGAGAAGGGCCAUGUGUAUGUCGGCGUGCCCCCGCUGUACAAGCUGGAUGUGGGGCGCCGCGCGCAGUACUGCUACACCGAAGAGGAGCUGAAGGCGGCCUUGGCUGAGCUGGCACCAUGCAGCUACACCAUGCAGCGCUUCAAGGGUCUGGGCGAGAUGAUGCCGGAGCAAUUGUGGUCCACCACCCUCAACCCAGAGACACGCACCCUGCGCAAGCUGACGAUUGACGAUGCGGCCGAGGCCAGCCACAUGUUCGCCCUCCUGAUGGGGGAUAAGGUGGGGCCGCGCCGCGAGCUCAUUGAGCGGCACGGCAGCCGGCUGGCGCUAGAGGAGCUGGACAUCUGA
Chlorella variabilis is the source of this 1992-nucleotide messenger RNA. RefSeq lists its product as hypothetical. The record is from RefSeq and is a predicted model, not a curated record. Gene Ontology annotation, molecular function: DNA topoisomerase type II (double strand cut, ATP-hydrolyzing) activity; DNA binding; ATP binding. Bases 1 to 1992 code for a protein of 663 amino acids. Gene Ontology annotation, biological process: DNA topological change. The transcript has 19 exons. Lineage: Eukaryota; Viridiplantae; Chlorophyta; Trebouxiophyceae; Chlorellales; Chlorellaceae.